This is a messenger RNA of Arachis stenosperma, 1656 nucleotides long. RefSeq names its product cytochrome P450 CYP736A12-like. Gene Ontology annotation, molecular function: heme binding; iron ion binding; monooxygenase activity. The coding region runs from base 31 to 1563 and encodes 510 amino acids. NCBI's taxonomy places the organism in Eukaryota, Viridiplantae, Streptophyta, Magnoliopsida, Fabales, Fabaceae. The record is from RefSeq and is a predicted model, not a curated record. The transcript has 3 exons.
GGUUACACAAAAAAACUCAAAGAUCCAGAAAUGCUACAAGUAUUAGCUAUCCCUGCAGCAAUUCUCCUUGUGAUAUUCACAUUCAUCAUUCUAUCACCGUUUGUGUUGAAUCACGCAAAUGGGAGUACUAAAAAAUUGCCACCGGGUCCAAAGCCUUUACCAAUUAUUGGUAACCUUCACAUCUUAGGAAAACUCCCACACCGCACCCUUGCGGCUCUUGCCACUAAAUAUGGACCCAUAAUGUCCCUAAAGUUAGGACAACUCCCGGUGGUUGUGGUUUCUUCUCCAGAAGUUGCUGAGCUCGUUUUGAAAACUCACGACUUGGUUUUUGCAAACCGGCCUAAGCUUCAGGUAGUAGAAACUCUUUCUUAUGGCCGAAAGGGGUUGGUGUUUACGGAGUACGGUGGUUAUUGGCGCAACGUGAGGAAGUUGUGCAGCUUGCAACUUCUAAGUGCAUCAAAGGUUGAGAUGUUUGGUCCUUUGAGGAAGAAGGAGUUGGAAAUGUUGGUGAAUACACUUAAGAAGGCUUCGGAUUCACGUGAGGUUGUGGAUCUUAGUCAGUUGAUUGGAGAGGUUGUUGAAAAUGUCACUUUUAACAUGAUAUUGGGUCGUAGCAAGGACAAUAGGUUUGACCUCAAGGGCCUCAUUCAUGAGGUUAUGUACUUGAUUGGUGCCUUCAAUCUUGCAGAUUAUGUGCCUAUCUUAGGUUCAUUUGAUCUUCAGGGACUAAAGAGAACAACAAAAAAAGUAAGCAAAGCCAUUGAUGAAGCAUUGGAGCAUAUCAUCAACGAUCACGAUCACCAUUCAUCAGAUGAAUCCCCACAGCAUAACAAGGAUUUCAUAGACAUAUUACUCAGCCACAUGAAUCAAACAAUGGACCCAAAUGAUCAUGAACAAAGAUACGUAGUUGGAAGAACCAAUAUAAAGGCUAUUGUAUUGGACUUAAUUGCUGGAGCAUAUGACACUUCUAAAACUGCAAUUGAAUGGGGUAUGUCAGAGCUCUUAAAAAAUUCAAGAAUAUUGAAAAAACUUCAAAACGAAAUCGAAGUACUUGUGGGAAUAAAUAGACAAGUCGAAGAAAAAGAUUUAGAAAAAUUGCCUUACCUUGACAUGGUUGUGAAGGAGACAUUGCGAUUAUACCCUGUUGGACCAUUUCUUGUGCCACACGAGUCAUUAGAAGAUGUUACUAUACAUGGUUAUUUUAUCGAAAAAAAUACACGGAUCAUGGUGAAUGCAUGGGCAAUAGGGAGAGAUCCAAGAGUUUGGUCGAAAAAUAGUGACAUAUUUUUCCCAGAAAGGUUUGAGAACAAUAAUGUAGAUGUUAAGGGGCAUGAUUUUAGACUCAUUCCGUUUGGGUCAGGUCGUAGAGGGUGUCCUGGGAUGAAUAUGGGUUUAACUACCAUUAAGAUUGUUAUAGCACAAUUAAUACAUUGUUUUAGUUGGGAACUUCCAUUGGGUAUGGCUUCGAAGGAUUUAGAUAUGACUGAAAAAUUUGGACUCUCUAUACCAAGAAGUAAGCACUUACUAGGUAGGCCAACUUAUCGCUUACUUAGUGAAGCUUAAUUAGGAUUAAAGGGUUCCAACUACAAUUAAAUUGGCGAAUUAUUUGUGUUUAUUCUCAGUUUUUUCCUUCAAAUUUUUGUUUUAUAAUAUGGA